AUGCCUUCCAUCAUACCGCCUAUUAUCUUUGGAGCUACUUGCUUUUUGAGCCUUGCUAUUAUAUUCUACAUCGGCCCACUCAAGAUGGCAUCUCGCCUGAUAUCUAACCAGACCGCUCAGCCUGUCCGCGAAUUAUCCUAUCCCCCGGAGAACGCAAACUGGAUUGACCACCUUUUCUUCGUCUUGAGCAACCACGGCGUCGAUGCAAUGGUCGCUAUUGGUGAUGAGAUCCUCUAUGUCAUUUUCGUUCAUCAUCUGAUUAAUCUUGCAUUCUGGUUGGUUCGGCGUGAGAUUCAAAGGUAUAACGAUCGUUGCGACAUAGAGCCCACUGGCAGGCUUGAAGCUAUCGAGUCGAUUCGUUUCGACGAUACGAGCAAAACGAGGCGGAAUGGAUGGCAUGUGGGAUUUGGGAUACUGCAUAUGAGGAAUAGACAGCGCGAUGCAGGGUUUGGAUUUGGGAAGGAUAUCGGGUAUCUUUACUUGUGCUUCGGAGUUGGAUAA
Messenger RNA from Penicillium paradoxum, 501 nucleotides. RefSeq lists its product as uncharacterized. Bases 1 to 501 code for a protein of 166 amino acids. The record is from RefSeq and is a predicted model, not a curated record. The transcript has 3 exons. NCBI's taxonomy places the organism in Eukaryota, Fungi, Ascomycota, Eurotiomycetes, Eurotiales, Aspergillaceae.